AUGGAAAAUAACAAACAACAAACGUUUAAAUCGUCGAAUAUGACAGAUUCACGUAGAAAAUCAAUACGCCACCGAUCAGCACCCAUAAGAAAAUGGCAAAGAGAUGAAGAACGAGUCUUAAUUGAUUUCUUAUCAAAUACUAUAAAAGAUUUUGAGAAACCAACAGCCCAGAUAUAUUAUCGUAAAUUUAUGGCAGAGAGUAAAAUCGAAAAUAUUGAAUGGAAGUUAAUACGUUCUAAAGUACGAAAUAUGCGUAUGGUGCAUAUGAAAGCAAGGCGUUGGAAGGAAUCGGCGGCAGAAGCAAACAACUUGAGUGAUGCGGAUGUUAAGGAUAACCUAUUAAGAAUGUGUUAUUUUUAUGACGAAUUUGAAAAUCUCUUUGGUGGUGAUACAAAUAAAUGUGAAGAAUCACCCUCAACGGCCGAUGAGUCGAUAAAUAAUGAUUUUAUAAAAGAAGAAAUGGAACUAAAUGACAUCAGUGAUAAUCUUGAACUACGUGUAUCAUCCGAAGGUGAUAAUAUGCUACCAGAACCGGAAAUAACUCUUCAAAAUGAAGAUGAGCAAAAUGAAGAUAACCAUCAUCAACAACAUCAUAAUAAAUCAUCGAAUAGUUAUAAUGAUUUUGACGAUGCUGAAAAUUACGAUGAGAUGAAAAUCCCAUUAAAUUAUAUCAACUAUUCACUAAGGGAAAAAGAAUUGAAGUUACAACGUGAUCGUUUGGAAUUUGAAAAGGAAAAACUACGGCAAGAGAUGAUAAUACGGCAAAAAGAAAUCGAAAGCCAGGAACGUUUGAAAAUAUUGGAACUGGAAAUGAAAGAGAGAAUUGCAAUGUGUGAUAUUAAAAUGAAAGAGAAUGUAGCCCUGAAGGCAUUAGAUAAAAAAUUUGAUUGUAAUGAAUUGUGA
Messenger RNA from Musca vetustissima, 903 nucleotides. RefSeq names its product putative autophagy-related protein 11. NCBI's taxonomy places the organism in Eukaryota, Metazoa, Arthropoda, Insecta, Diptera, Muscidae. The transcript has 3 exons. Bases 1 to 903 code for a protein of 300 amino acids. The record is from RefSeq and is a predicted model, not a curated record.